AUGUCGAGGAUUCGUGUUGUCGUGUUUUCGCCUCGUCAACACGAGAUGGCAGAAAUUAGCCACCAUAAUUAUAAAUAUGAUCUAGUCAGAAGCAAAGGUUUCAUCCUAGACUCUGAGGACAUUAUUUCAAGUGUAGUUCUAGACUCUCAGGACAUUGUUUCAAGUAUAGUCCUAGACUCUCAGGACAUUGUUUCAUAUAUAGUCCUAGACUCUCAGGACAUCAUUUCAAGCGUUAUUCCUGGUAUAGUCCUCGACUCUCAGGACAUUGUUUCAUGUAUAGUCCUAGACUCUCAGAACACCAUUUCAAGUAUAGACCUUGACACUCGGGACAUUUUUUCAAGUAUAGUCCUAGACUCUCAGGACAUUGUUUCAAGUAUAGUCAUAGACUCUCAGGACAUUGUUUCAAGUAUAGUCCUAGACUAUCAGGACAUUGUUUCAUGUAUAGUCCUAGACUCUCGGGACAUUACUUCAUGUAUAGUCCUUGACUCUCAGGACAGUGUUUCAUGUAUAGUCCUUGACUCUAAGGACAUUGUUUCAUGUAUAGUUCUUGACACUCAGGACAUUGUUUCGUGUAUAGUCCUAGACUCUCAGGACAUUACUUCAUGUAUAGUCCUAGACUCUCAGAACUGUGUUUCGUGUAUAGUCCUUGACUCUCAGGACAAUGUUUCCGGUAUAGUCCUUGACUCUCAGGACAUUGUUUCAUGUAUAGUCCUUGAAUCUAAGGACAUUGUUUCAUGUAUAGUCCUAGACUCUAAGGGCAGUGUUUCAUGUAUAGUCCUAGUCUCUCAGAACAUUGUUUCAAGUAUAGUCCUUGACUCUCAGGACAUUGUUGCAUGUAUAGUCCUAGACUCUCAGGUCAUUACUUCAUACUCUCACGACAUUGUUUCGUGUAUAGUCCCAGACUCUCAGGACAUUGUUUCAUGUAUAGUCCUUGACUCUCAGGACAUUGUUUCAUGUAUAGUCCUUGACUCUAAGGACAUUGUUUCAUGUAUAGUCCUAGACCCUCAGGACAAUGUUUCAUGUAUAGUCCUAGACUCUCAGAAUAUUGUUUUAUGUAUAGUCCUUGACUCUCGGGACAUUAUUCCUGGUAUAGUCCUCGACUCUCAGGACAUUGUUUCAUGUAUAGUCCUAGACUCUCAGGACACCAUUUCAAGUAUAGACCUUGACACUCAGGACAUUGUUUCAAGUAUAGUCUUAGACUCUCAGGACAUUGUUUCAAGUAUAGUCAUCGACUCUCAGAACAUUGUUUCAAUCCUAGGCUCUCAGGACAGUGCUUCAUGUAUAGUCCUUGACUCUCAGGACAUUGUUGCAUGUAUAGUCCUUGACUCUCAGGAUAGCGUUUCACGUAUAAUUCUUGACUCUCAGGACAUUGUUUCGUGUAUAGUCCUUGACACUCAGGACAUUAUUUCAAGUACAGUCCUUGACUCUCUGGACAUUGUUUCGUGUAUAGUCCUCGACUCUCAGGACAUUGUUUCAUGUAUAGUCCUUGACUCUCAGGACAUUGUUUCAUGUAUAGUCCUUGACUCUAAGGACAUUGUUUCAUGUAUAGUCCUAGACUCUCAGGAGAUUGUUUCAUGUAUAGUCCUAGACUCUCAGGACAUUGUUUAA
Molecule: messenger RNA, 1608 nt
Organism: Mercenaria mercenaria
Lineage: Eukaryota; Metazoa; Mollusca; Bivalvia; Venerida; Veneridae
Product: perilipin-4-like
Exons: 5
Coding region: 1-1608 (535 amino acids)
Source: RefSeq, a predicted model, not a curated record